Messenger RNA from Oryzias melastigma (Indian medaka), 3056 nucleotides. It is a transcript of the gene arid5a, whose product is annotated as AT rich interactive domain 5A (MRF1-like). Gene Ontology annotation, molecular function: transcription cis-regulatory region binding. The record is from RefSeq and is a predicted model, not a curated record. Gene Ontology annotation, biological process: regulation of transcription by RNA polymerase II. The coding region runs from base 821 to 2692 and encodes 623 amino acids. Gene Ontology annotation, cellular component: nucleus. The transcript has 7 exons. Lineage: Eukaryota; Metazoa; Chordata; Actinopteri; Beloniformes; Adrianichthyidae.
UCGUUUAGGACUUUUAGUUAUUUCAUCACAAUCGAAUUGUUAAAGGUUAGAUUGGAAGAUGGAACCAUACAAAUACAAUCCCACUUCCUCCCCUUAGGCAGAUUUUUUGACUUUGUUCCUCACCUGUACUGAAGCCAGAACAGAAUUUGCUGACACACUCAAACUUUUAACUACUUUAAUAAUUCAAGCCGUUACUUUCCUUCACAAAGAACAUUUUUGACUAAAAGUGUGUCCCUAACGGGGCAAAACGCCUCUCUGACUCAUCCGUCACACAUGGUUGACAGUAAGUUUGGCUGUUUUGCUUCCUUUUUUAUUUGAGGCAAAAACAUUUCUAUAAAACUUUGUUUCAGAAGACACCCAGGAAAUGUUCUGCUGACACUUCGACGCCUUCAGACCUUUAUUUGGACAUUGGUUGAGUGGUUUCUUUCACUUCCCCAAAUGAUGGAAUUUGCUGAAUUGGAAUCCAGUGUUUGCAGCUGACCUUUCUUUGAGUUUAGCUUUUGAUCUCUGACAAAAAGCUUUCUUCAUCUAUACUAUAUGUCUGCUUGCACUGGUAUUAUGUUUUUAUUGUCUACAAGUUCAUUAUUCUUGAAAAUAAAUGAAUAUAAUUAAAUAAAUAUGACCAAAUUACCAGAUUAGUGGUCUGAAAAAGUAUCCACAUAUCAAAAUAAAUCAGUUCUUAACAAUAAAUGUAUUUUACGUUGAUCUAAAAAUGCAGAGAUAAAACCGAGAUAACAGUGAUGACGAGACCUGAAUGUGAAAAAAAAGAAGAAAAACUCAGUUUCCCAGCCUCAUUUGCAGCAGUGCCAUCAGUCAACCAAUGAAACUGUCUUGUGGAUAUACCUUCCUAUUUCGUGGUAUCGAGUUGAAGAGUGAGAUGCAUGAAUUACUGUCAGCAAACACAGUGAAGCUCAAGACCAGAGGACAGCUUCUCACAAUGGCUCAGGAGGAGCAGAGCGAGGCGGCUGGACAGAAAGCAGGAGAAAGCGAGGAGGAGAUGGACAGAUCCAAGCAGGCUUCUCCGUGUGUUAUUGAAAUCCACGACUCUACCACUGAAUGUGAGGAAGAAGCAAAGCCCGACCGGCAGCAGAAGGAGGAGAAAGCUUUUGUGUCCAGUUUACACUCUUUUAUGAAGGACAAAGGUACACCCAUUGAAAGGAUCCCACAUCUGGGCUUUAAACAGAUUAAUCUUUGGAGAAUCUAUAAAGCUGUCGACAAACUUGGUGGCUAUGAUUCCGUGACUGCUCGACGCCUUUGGAAAAAAGUGUACGAUGAGCUGGGAGGGAGCCCAGGCAGCACUAGUGCUGCCACCUGCACCCGGAGACACUAUGAAAGGCUGGUGCUUCCCUUUGAGAGACACGUCAAGGGAGAAGAAGACAAACCUCUGCCUCCCAGCAAACCACGGAAGCCUUACAAACGAAACCCUGAGAGCAAAAUGAACAAGGCCGACGGGAAGAGGAAGAGGACGCUGUCAGAGAGAGAACUGGAUUCUGAGAUGUCUGCCCAAAGAAGUCCAGAAGCGUCCUGCCAGCGUGAGGCCAUGAUGAGUCCACACUUUGCUCUCUGGGCUUCUGAAGGACGCCUCUCAGACUGCAGGCAGUCCAGCAGACCAUCCACCGAUUUCAGCCCUUCUGUCAAUGGUCACAUGUUGCAAGUCCCUGUAGCCCGCUCCUGGGUUACUCACAUCCCACCUGCCACUGGGGAGGUCAUUUCUCCUCUGGAAAAGAAGAAGAGAAUGGCUCAGGCCAGCCUGAACGCACCUGUCAGUUCUUCGAGAGAGGACAAGGAAAGGCCAUCCGUCAUCCACUGCUCCCUGUCUCCAGCCAGGGCUUCCUCCAGCAGGAACUCCUCGGAUGGCUCCCCGCUUCCGUUAUCCUCCUCUUCCUCCCGCAGCCCCUCCCCUCUUUCUGUUUCAUCAGAGGACACCCCAUCUACCAAAGGCUCAGAAAUGCCCCAGAGGAGUCUGAGCCCUGCCAAAAAACAGGAGGAAGACAAGCCUGUGAGCUGCAGUCAGGCGUCCACAGUGCCUACGGGACAGAGCAAAGAGGUUUCUCAGGUCAGCUCCCAAACGCUAACCACUGACUCAGUAAAGAGUCUGAAAAAGGACUCUGCCUGGAAGCCUUACCAGAAGGGGACGGGCAAGUAUUUCACCUACCCCCUUUACACGCCUUCCACGUUUGCAACCUCUACCUCUAGUUUUACCAAAGUUGUUCCGAAGCCCGUGCAGCUUCUGCGACCCGCUCCCAUCCGGCCGGCCUAUAAACUCCACCAGAGCAGGCUUUAUCAGCAGGACGACUCCCUGGCGUGUGCAAAGAAACUGAACAGCGUUGCCCCCUGGCCUUAUCAGACAGAGAAGAGAGAGAGAUCACGGACACUGCCGCAAAAAGUUCCUCUCCCUCAGCAAACCCUGCCUCAGUCCGGCCCCCACCUACCAGCUUCAUGCAUCCUGUCAGGCUACGACAAGUCAGGGAGAGACUCUCGGCACCAGCCGGCCCUGCAUCCUGCGUUUUUCCCUCACAGAAUGAGACUACCUCAAUCUCAGCUGAUGUAUCGCAACGUGCCCCUAGGCCCGGGCCACUCAGCUGUCGUUGGUCCAGCCGUUUACCCCUACGCCUACACCUUCCCGCUGUUAAAUCCCCAAGCUGGAUACACUCUACCCCCCAUGAAUCCUAUUUAUCCACACAAGCUGUGAUUUUUUUUUUCUUCUAUUUUUGAGUCAAACCUCCAAACAUAGAUACUUACUACUCAGUAAAAGCACACUGGCUUCAUUCAAACGUGUUGAUAUGACAGAGUGCAUGAUGGGUAACAUUUCAGUAGGGUGCUAGAUUAGAGACUGUAUUAUUAUAAUUAUUAUUUUAAGAGAUUCAUUUCUGAUGUUCCAAUAUAGAUCUUCAUAACAUAAUAAUAAUCAUUACAAAAAACAAUCUACUACUUUCUUUAUAAAUAUACAGGAAGGAUUGUAUAUGCCUGUGUCAGUAUUAUGUUCCAUUAGAAAAGACUUGCAACCUUAACAUUACAAAUACAAUUAAACAGAGGUUCUGGUUCUGUUUUUAUUU